ACACCAGAGAGGAACUACUUCCGGCGGCUAUAAGGCGUGUGAUUGGCUGGAGCCUGAUUAGACUGCGUUGAUUGGUUGUUGUAGUUGUUGUCGUCCUUAUUUGCGCCGGAAGUGAAACAGAAUCGGCUCCGCUUACAUUAAAGACUGGUCUGUCUCUACUGACAACAUGUCUGACAGUGAUGGACAAGCACAGGAGCCUGCUGGACUGGAGGGUCUGCCUCCACUGUUCAGCAUCGCCAAAGGAGAAGUGGUUUCUGUGCAAACCUAUGGAGCUUUUGUCCGACUCCCAGGAUACAAGAAGGAAGGCCUGGUGCAUGUGAGUGAGAUGUCAGCUUCCCGGGUGGAAAGUGCCUCAGAAAUUGUGGAUGUGGGUGAACAGGUGUGGAUUAAAGUCAUUGGGAGAGAGAUUCGGGAUGAUAAGGUGAAGAUGUCCUUCUCAAUGAAAUCUGUCAAUCAGGGAACAGGGCGGGACUUGGACCCCAACAAUGUCAUGGCAGAGCAAGAUUCGAGACGACGUAGGCAGUUUAGAGACCAAACGGGCAACAGGAUCACACUGGAGGCCGUGCUCAACACGACUUGUUCAAAGUGUGGCUGCAAAGGUCACUUUACAAAGGACUGUUUUUCUGCUCCGGGCUUGCAGUACGCUCUUUUGCCUGAAGAGGACGAUGAAGGGCCACAGCAGCCACAGCAGCCACAGCAACAGACCUCCACAGCUGCACUACAGCAAGACUCAGACAAAAAGAAGAAGAAGAAGAAGGAGAAGAAAAUGAAAAAGAGAAAGAGGGAGAGGAAGGAGUCGGAGAGCGACAGCAGCAGCAGCAACAGUGGGGAGUGUAAAUCCAAGAGGAGGCGCCACGAGCGCUCGCACGACAGAGAGGACAAAAAGAAGAAGAAACACAAGAAACACAAAUCUCACAAAAACAGCUGAGACAGCGACACACAGUACAGCAGCAGCAGCUAUCUCCCAGAUGCAAAAAGGGGAAGUGGUUAGAAACAGACAGUGACUGACUUACACUUGUCUUUUCAAAGUCAUUCCUCCACCACAAGCUUUUUGAAAUAGAAUCAGUCAAGCACAUUUAGCCCCCCUCAAGUUAAAGAUGGAAACUGAGCAAACACAAAAAUUGAAAAGACAAGACCCACUUGUCCUAAUGAAACCCCAGUCUCCCUCAAGGGAGAAGGGGGAUUCAUUCAUCAUGUGAAACCUGAUACUGUGAGCAAUACAGCAGCAAGUGGCCAUCCCUCCUCAAAUCCAGAUAUCCUGUUUCUAAUGCUCUGGGAAAUCCAUCAAGCAGAAAUUAAGCAGUAAAAACAAAUCCGUAAGAGGAUCAGACCUUGAUUAUAAUCCACAAGAAGCCGCACACAGAGAGAGGAAGAGGUAAAAUAUACAACCAGGAAACAAAGUAUGACAGGAACCUCAUGCAAUGCCGAUAUCCUUAAGUUGUCUGCUGCUUAUUGUGUACUUGUGUGUACAUACAUGCUUGUGUAUUUAUAUUGUCUCCAGGACUUUUUCACAGUACACACACACACACACACCCCACUUCCUGCAUGUCUACUGUUAACCCCAUUAAAAAGGUGUUUUACUUGGAAAGGUAAAAAAGAAAAAAGCCUUUGAUGUCUU
Molecule: messenger RNA, 1618 nt
Organism: Solea solea (common sole)
Lineage: Eukaryota; Metazoa; Chordata; Actinopteri; Pleuronectiformes; Soleidae
Gene: zcchc17
Product: zinc finger, CCHC domain containing 17
Exons: 7
Coding region: 167-928 (253 amino acids)
Biological process (GO): RNA stabilization
Molecular function (GO): RNA binding; zinc ion binding
Source: RefSeq, a predicted model, not a curated record